Emericellopsis atlantica is the source of this 635-nucleotide messenger RNA. RefSeq lists its product as uncharacterized. The transcript has 2 exons. Lineage: Eukaryota; Fungi; Ascomycota; Sordariomycetes; Hypocreales; Bionectriaceae. The coding region runs from base 1 to 609 and encodes 202 amino acids. The record is from RefSeq and is a predicted model, not a curated record.
AUGACGAACAGAAAAUCCCGCCGUCGUGAACAACACCGUCCAGACGAUCACCAACAUGGUGGCUAUGAAGACCCAUACCAAGAGGAUCGCGUCAACAACUAUUCGAGGCCUCAGCAAUAUGCGUCCGAUGACUCCAACGGUGCCAAUGCCACAAGUCCGGACUCACCACGUGAGGUGCCACAGGAAUGGUUUCGUGAUCCCCGUCGCUUCUCUCCUACCCCCCGACAAAGCUCACGAGAACGUACACGAGACGCUCUCGACGGUAUGUCCCGUGGCAAUGAAAUGUGUGAUGAAGAAUUUGACGACGAUCCCCAACACUACGGAAUGGGCCAAAGCAAUCAACAUCGUGGAGGAAGACACCGAAGCACAGACGACGGAGGAAAGGAUGGGCAUGGCGAACGCACUCGACGUCGAGUCCACAAUAAAGACCGCGAGGAAGAACACCGUCAGAGCGACAGACGGCAGCGCCGCCGCGACCAGGAUGAAGAGUCACUCUCGCAAAGGGCACAUAGAGAGAGGAGCGCCCGGGGCCACUCUGAGAAGCAUCGUCGAGAGAAGUCUGAUGAAGAGAAGAGGCGGAGGCGGGAGCGCAAGGACCGUAAAGAUUGAUCUCCUUCACCCGCACUCACUCACUU